Molecule: messenger RNA, 411 nt
Organism: Caenorhabditis briggsae
Lineage: Eukaryota; Metazoa; Nematoda; Chromadorea; Rhabditida; Rhabditidae
Gene: Cbr-snr-1
Product: Protein CBR-SNR-1
Exons: 3
Coding region: 1-411 (136 amino acids)
Biological process (GO): spliceosomal snRNP assembly; RNA processing
Cellular component (GO): U1 snRNP; pICln-Sm protein complex; U4 snRNP
Molecular function (GO): RNA binding
Source: RefSeq, a predicted model, not a curated record
AUGACUUCAGUUGGUGUGCCAAUCAAAAUUCUUCACGAGGCUGAAGGCCAUACCGUCACUCUUGAAACCGUCACAGGUGAGGUAUACAGAGGAAAGCUCAUCGAGGCAGAAGACAACAUGAACUGUCAGCUCUCCGAGACCAUUGUCACUUUCCGAGACGGAAGAAGUCAUCAGUUGGAGAACGUCUUCAUUCGCGGAAACAAGAUUCGCUUCAUGAUCCUGCCUGACAUGCUGAAAAACGCGCCAAUGUUCAAAAAUAUCGGAAGAGCGCAGAAGGGAGCUAUUGGAAUGGGUCUCGGAGGUCUGGAUCAGCGCGGUAGAGGACGCGGAACCGCUUUCCGCCGACCAAUGGGCCGUGGAGGACCACGUGGAAUGUCCCGCCCAGGAGGAGCCCCACCAUUCCGAGGAUAA